CGAAGAACUGUCGCUCACCACACCACCGGUGACUUCAGAAAGCUUUUGGUUUCUCUUGUUAGCUCAUACAGGUACGAAGGGGAAGAGGUAAACAUGACAUUGGCAAAGCAAGAGGCUAAGCUGAUUCAUGAGAAAAUCAAGGACAAGCAUUACAAUGAUGAAGAUUUCAUAAGGAUUUUGUCCACAAGGAGCAAAGCACAGAUCAAUGCUACCUUCAAUCGCUAUCAAGAUAAUCACGGCGAGGAAAUCCUCAAGAGCCUUGAGGAAGGAGAUGAAGACGACAAGUUCCUAGGGCUGUUGAGGUCAACCAUUCAAUGCUUGACAAGACCUGAGCUUUACUUUGUGGAUGUUCUUCGUUCAGCGAUCAACAAAACGGGAACAGACGAAGGAGCUCUCACUAGAAUUGUGACCACGAGAGCUGAGAUUGACUUGAAAGUCAUUGGACAAGAGUACCAAAGAAGGAACAGCAUUCCAUUGGAGAAAGCCAUUACCAAAGACACUCGUGGAGAUUACGAGAAGAUGCUCAUCGCACUUCUCGGUGAAGAUGAUGCUUAAUCAUACAAUCCUCCACACAGAAACAAAAGCUUCUGUUUUCUCUUAUCUUUUCUCUAUCUCUCUUUUCUUGAAACCGUUUGAUUCUGUUUUUUGAAAAUUUGCUUCUUGUUUCUGUUGUGUUUUGAGUUUCCAAAUAAUGCUAAGAGAGAGAGAACCAGUGUGGUCUCUUAAGUUUAUAUAAAAGAUACAUGACUUUAAAAGUUGUUUUCACGGCAA
Molecule: messenger RNA, 771 nt
Organism: Brassica napus (rape)
Lineage: Eukaryota; Viridiplantae; Streptophyta; Magnoliopsida; Brassicales; Brassicaceae
Product: annexin D1
Exons: 3
Cellular component (GO): cytoplasm
Molecular function (GO): calcium ion binding; calcium-dependent phospholipid binding
Source: RefSeq, a predicted model, not a curated record